GGCUUGGAAUGAUCGGAACGAAGGAAGUGGCGGAGUGGCGACCCUCUCCAGGAGAAAUGGAGUCGGGAGGACCCACCUUCGUCACAGGGGAAAUCGACGUGUUAAACAUUAUCCGAGCUUUGGACAAUCGGAUUCCGCUUCCGAUCGGUCAUCUGCUCUCGAUCUCUGAGCAAGCUAAUGAGCGAAUGCUACCGCACUUCAAGGCGAACCGAAAACGAUUCGCCCUCGCCCGAAUACCGAACGUAAACAAGUUCGAUAUUCGGCAUGGCUUCCAUCACAUUCUCGUGAAGGAGGAGGAUCGGCCAAAGACGGCCUUCGUGUUGUUUGAAGGCACGUGGAAGUGGGCUCGGUGUCCGAUGGGGAUUUGUAACGCGCCUUCCACGUUUCAGCGAGCAAUGAACAUGACAUUCCAGAACUUCGUCAACAAGACGCGGCUAACACAGGGGAUGAUCAACUUCUGCGUGAUCGUGUACAUGGRCGAUAUCCUUGUCUACUCGRAGACCAAUCACGGGCAUGCGCAACACAUSGAGURGACAUUGGGAGCGCUGAGAGACGCUGGGUUCAAGAUCGCGCUCGAGAAGAGGGAUAUCACAAUGAUCCUGUCGGCGAUUCACUCCGACAUCUAUCGGACGUUGCGCGUCUGGGCCGGCGAAGUGCCGGCAGCGUGGAAAGCUCUCCUUGCUCGACGAGGAGAUACCGUCGUGCCGGCGCAUGACACGGACUUCCAGCUCCGCUCGUCUCGAAGGUCGCCAGCGAUCGUGCUUCCAGAGCUUCGCGCCGCCCCAACGAGUCAUCGUCUCGUCUCCUAUUUCGGCCUCCCCUCCAGCAUCCCCACCCUUUGGCAAUCUGCACGGGAUCCUACUCUCUCCUACCGUGUUAAGGAGAACAGUGCGCCGCUAUUGAGCGAGGAGAAGUGGGACACGUGGUGGGAGGACUAUAUCGAGCUCGCUUUCUGUCUAUUGGAGAUAGAGUUCCGCUGGUCAGAAGCGGUCCCGUUCGGACAAGGACCAGAGCACCCAGAGGACAGCGUGGAGCUUUUGAUCAUCCAAGCCUGGAGAACGGCGGAGCAGGGCGAUCUACUGGGAUUCGUAUUCGAGAAGGUGGAGGAGGGCAAUCUCACCUUGAUCACAGACAAGUUGUUGAUGUUUUUGACUCAGCUGGUGGAUGAUCUGCCCCUAGAUAUCUUGUCACGCAGUGACGAGCAGCCCAACACCCACGUGCUGUCUCGAACGCUCGAGCCGCACCUUGUGUGGUCCACGUGUACGGAGAUUGACGACGACAACUGUCUCUAUCCAUCCCAGACGCUUUACUUGGAGAUCGACGUUACCAAUCUCACGUUUUGGGACUCGAUCGCGAGGAGAAACGCGUAGCAGGACGAGGAGAUAGGGGGAGCAGACGAAGAGGAGGAAGAAGAAGAGCCAUCGAGUGAAGAACGG
Molecule: messenger RNA, 1436 nt
Organism: Chara braunii
Lineage: Eukaryota; Viridiplantae; Streptophyta; Charophyceae; Charales; Characeae
Source: the annotation of a GenBank genome assembly